GUAUAUAUUAUCUUUACCGUAUCCAAAAAGGCAAAAACUUGUGGAUAUGGGUGUGGGAAAAUAGAAAAAAUACAUUAUCAUUGACCAUCAGCUAGCUAUCGUCACGUUGGCCGCUUCCAUACCCGUACUGUUUCCGGACCGACGGAGACGCCGCCGGAGAAGGAGGAGAAGAAGAAGAAGAAGCAGCAGCUUAGGGCUUUUCUCGGAGCUCGAAAUUCUCUUUCUGGGUUUUAUUGGUUUCUGGGGUUUUCAUUUGGGUAUCUGGGGUUUCGUCUGGUGGAGGGUGAGGAGCAUGAAGGACUCAAGCUCGGAUCUUUUCGAUCCCCGGACGACCAUGGAACCCGAAUUAUCGCCGGAAGGCGUUGCCGGGUCGAGUUCGGAUUCGGACUUCGCGUUUGCGUUCAAUGAUAGCAAUUUCUCGGAUCGGGUGCUGAAGAUUGAGAUCGUGGCUGAUUUGCCGGAGAGCAAGUCGGACGGGGAGGGAUGUAACAGCAUCGCCGAUUGGGCCCGGAAUCGAAAGAGGCGCAGGGAGGAUAUUAAGAAAGAUAGUGUUGUAGACGUUCUCGUGCACCGUGAAGAGCAGAUUUUGAACUGUAACAUGCCGGAUACUGAGGAUGGUUUGCCCUAUGAGAAUCAAGAUGAGGAAGCUGUGGCAAUGAUUGAGGAAUCGCCUCCAGGUGUUGGAGUGAAUACAAAUCAGCUGGGCGAUGAACCUACUCAUAGCAAUGAUUCAUCUUGGAGCAUGGACUUUUCAACCGUUCUUAGAGUGAAGACAUUACAUAUUAGCUCUCCAAUUUUAGCAGCGAAGAGUCCAUUCUUUUAUAAGCUUUUCUCAAAUGGGAUGAAGGAAUCUGAACAGCGACAUGUUACUCUAAGAAUCAAUGCUUCUGAAGAAGCUGCCCUCAUGGACCUCCUGAAUUUUAUGUAUAGUAAUACUUUAUCAACAAUGACACCUGCUGCUCUGCUGGAUGUGCUGAUGGCAGCGGACAAAUUUGAGGUUGCUUCUUGCAUGAGAUACUGCAGCCGAUUAUUGCGGAACUUGCCCAUGACUUGCGAAUCUGCCCUGCUCUACUUGGAUCUUCCUUCUACUGUUUUAAUGGCUGAGGCCGUUCAGCCUCUGACAGAAGCAGCAAAGCAUUAUCUUGCUGCUCGUUAUAAGGACAUAACUAAGUUUCAAGAAGAGGUGCUGAAUUUGCCGCUAGCUGGAAUUGAGGCUGUACUCUCCAGUGAUGAUCUACAGGUGGCAUCAGAGGAUGGUGUUUUUGACUUUGUGCUGAAAUGGGCCCGGAUUCACUACCCAAAACUGGAUGAUCGACGAGAAGUCCUUGGUACCCGCCUUGGUCGCCUCAUCCGAUUUCCUUAUAUGACAUGCCGAAAGCUGAAGAAAGUUUUGACCUGCAUUGACUUUGAACCCGAAAUUGCAUCCAAGGUCGUGCUUGAGGCUCUCUUCUUCAAGGCUGAGACAACAUAUCGACAACGAUCACUUGCUGCAGAUGAUGCCAAUACCUAUUACCGCCGUUUUGUGGAGAGGGCUUACAAGUACCGCCCAGUUAAGGUGGUGGAGUUUGAACUGCCUCGACAGCAGUGUGUUGUGUAUCUGGACCUGAAACGGGAGGAGUGUGCGCAUUUAUUUCCUGCUGGGCGGGUUUACUCACAAGCUUUCCACCUGGGUGGGCAGGGGUUUUUCCUGUCAGCUCACUGCAAUAUGGACCAACAAAACUCCUUCCAUUGCUUUGGCCUGUUUCUAGGAAUGCAAGAGAAGGGGUCGGUGACUUUUGCAGUUGAUUAUGAGUUUGCAGCUCGGUCAAAGCCAACUGAGGAGUAUAUAAGCAAGUACAAAGGAAACUAUACCUUCACAGGGGGGAAGGCAGUUGGGUAUCGUAACUUGUUUGCUAUAGCUUGGACUUCUUUCAUGGCGGAUGACAGUCUUUAUUUUAUUAAUGGCAUCCUCCACCUCCGGGCUGAGCUCACUAUCAGGCAAUGAGUCUUCAUGUUUGCUUUCUUCAACUGCUUCCUAUCCUUGUUUUUUAGACGUCAGGAAGGCCUAGGUAGGUAUAUCUUUUCAGUUCCAUCAGAUAAGUGACAUGAAACAUCUAACAUUGUAAUCUAUAUUUGUGUAUAUGCAAUUUCUUGUUUUCAUUUAUUUGUAUUUUCCUAUUAGUUUUCAACUUCUGGCUUGCUUAAAAGCAUGUAAUAUUUGAAUUUACAUGGAUAAACUUUCUGAGUAUUGAGGAGUGUAAUAGAGAUGAUCUUAACAUGUUUGUAUGGUUGAA
Malania oleifera is the source of this 2273-nucleotide messenger RNA. Its product is annotated as BTB/POZ domain-containing protein POB1-like. Gene Ontology annotation, cellular component: nucleus. The coding region runs from base 293 to 1984 and encodes 563 amino acids. Gene Ontology annotation, molecular function: protein binding. The transcript has 6 exons. NCBI's taxonomy places the organism in Eukaryota, Viridiplantae, Streptophyta, Magnoliopsida, Santalales, Ximeniaceae. Gene Ontology annotation, biological process: response to red light. The record is from RefSeq and is a predicted model, not a curated record.